AUGACGUUAUUUUAUUCUACGGAAGACACAGGAUCGAUGACACCUGACACCAUGUUGUAUUACUUUAUAAAAUGUCAUAUUCAUAUCAACAAUGAGGUUGAACCUAUUAUUGAUGCACCCCGUAAAAUUCCUUUUGCUCUGUAUGAACAACUUCGUAAAGAACUGGAUAAUAUGUGUUAUUUAAAAGUUAUAGAGAGAAUUGCAUCACCAACGUCAUGGGUUAGUUCAAUAGUCAUAGUGAAGAAGAAAAAUAAUAAAUUAAGAAUAUGCUUAGAUCCUAGAAAUUUGAAUAGAGCAAUUAGUCGGUCACAUUACCCUCUUCCUACUUUUGAGGCAGUUAAAACUCAAUUGAGUGGCACUAAAUUUUUUUCAACACUAGAUGCCAACUCGGGGUUUUGGAUGAUACCACUUGAUGAAAAAAGCUCUGAGCUCUGUACAUUCAAUACACCUUUCGGUAGGUAUAAAUUUCUCAGGUUGCCAUAUGGUCUUAACUGUGCACCUGAAAUUUUUCAUCGUAUUAUUACUGAACUGUUCUCUGAUAUUGUUGGAGUUAUUGUAUAUAUUGAUGACUUAAUUAUAACAGGUACAACUCUAGAAGAGCACAAUCAACGACUUAAGAAAGUGUUGGACAGAGCAAGGGAAGUUAAUCUAAAAUUUAAUAAAAGUAAAUGUAUAAUAGGUGUUACUGAAGUAAAAUUCUUGGGUCAUGUUUUUAAUAGUGAAGGGGUUAAACCUGAUCCUGAUAAAAUUAAAGCCAUUGUCAAUAUGCCUUCUCCCAAGUCAGUUAAAGAUUUACAAAGAUUUCUGGGCAUGAUAAAUUAUUUAAGUUCAUAUAUUCCUAAAUUAGCUGAUGAGACAACACUUUUGCGAUCACUGCUUAAAAAGAAUACAUCAUGGGUAUGGGAUGAAAACUAUGAGUCUAUGUUUAACAAGGUUAAAAACAGUAUUACAACUGCUCCUGUCUUAUCUUAUUAUGAUCCGUCGAUACCACUAACAUUGUCAGUUGAUGCAUCUCAAUUUGCAGUUGGAGCAGUCAUUUUACAGAACGACAAGCCUUGUGCUUACGCUUCACAAACCCUCACUUCUGCACAACAAAACUAUGCUCAAAUAGAAAAAGAAUUGUAUGCAAUUGUUUUUGGUUGUAAAAGGUUUCACCAAUACUUAUACGGUCAGGUUGUCAAAGUUCAAACAGACCAUAAGCCUUUAGUUUCACUGUUCAGAAAGGCUUUACAUUCAGUCCCUACUAGAUUACAGCGUAUGAUGUUAAAUAUUCAGUCUUAUCAUCUUAAUGUUGAAUAUGUCCCUGGUAAACUCAUGGUAUUAGCUGAUACAUUGUCAAGGGCCCCACUUCCUGACUCAGAUGAGGACAAUAUAGAUGAAGAAUUAAUCUUGCAAGUUCAGGUAUUUUCUGAAAAUCUAGCCAUAGGGAAACAAUAUCUUGACAAAAUAAAAAAUGAGACUUUAAAUGAUUCAAUAUUUCAGAAAAUUAAAAAUAUCUGCAAGUCAGGAUGGCCUUUAAAUAAGUCUCUUCUUGAAAAUUCUCUCAAACCUUUUUGGACUUUCAGAGAUGAAAUUCAUGUUAUUGAUGACUUAGUCUUUAAGGGUAAUUGUCUAGUGGUCCCUACUAAACUUAGGUCUGACAUGUUAAAACUUAUUCAUGAAGGUCACAUGGGCAUUGAACGUUGUAGAAAUCAAAUAAAAGAUGUAUUAUUCUGGCCAGGUAUAAGCAAUGACAUUAAAAAUAUUGUAGAAAGUUGUGAGGUGUGCCUUAAGUAUCGGAACAACAAUGCUAAGGAACCAAUGAUUAGUCAUGCUGUACCAGACCUACCUUGGCAAAAACUAGGUAUAGAUUUAUUUCACCACAAUGAUAAAACUUAUUUAUUGGUAGUCGAUUACUAUUCAAAAUUUAUUGAAAUAGCACAUUUGUCCAAGGGUUCACAUGCAAAAUUAGUUAUUACUCAAUUAAAAUCUAUUUUUGCCCGAUUUGGUAUACCGAUGGAGAUAAUAUCGGAUAAUGGACCACCUUUUAAUGCUGCUGAAUUUAAAUUGUUUUGUUCGGAUUGGGGUAUAAAUAUUGUCACUUCUAGCCCAAACUAUCCACAGUCUAAUGGAUUAGCAGAAAGAUGUGUACAGAUAGUGAAAAAGUUACUUAAAAAGUCCUCGGAUACAGGUACAGACCCAUACAUUGCAUUAAUGCAGUAUCGUAACACUGCUAACAAUAGUUUAUGCUCUCCUGCACAGCUACUUAUGUCAAGGAAUCUUAGAACUAAGAUUCCUAUCAAAUUGUCUAGUCUGAAACCAAAAUUAGUGGAAGUAGAAAAUCACAAUAAACAAAUUUCCACCAAAACUGAUAAAGUAAUGUCCCAUUAUAAUAAAAAUACCAAGCAAUUGUCCCAAUUAAAGCAAAAUGAUAAAAUAUUAUUUAAAAUUAAACCUAACAGUACGUGGAGUAAUGGUAAAAUAGUUGAAGUCUGUGCUCAACCUAGAUCCUAUAGAGUUGAAGCAGAUAAUGGUAAAAUCUAUAGAAGAAAUAGAAAGUUUAUUAUUAAAUCUGCAUUAAAAUCUGAAAAUAAAAAUAAAAAUGAAAAGUCUAUUGAAAUCAAUUUACAGGCAGAGACAAAAAAUAGGUUUGGUAGAAAUAUUGUUAAACCAAAAAGAUUCUUAAACUAA
Molecule: messenger RNA, 2670 nt
Organism: Macrosiphum euphorbiae (potato aphid)
Lineage: Eukaryota; Metazoa; Arthropoda; Insecta; Hemiptera; Aphididae
Source: the annotation of a GenBank genome assembly